Rosa rugosa (rugosa rose) is the source of this 1364-nucleotide messenger RNA. Its product is annotated as amino acid transporter AVT1I-like. Gene Ontology annotation, cellular component: plasma membrane. The record is from RefSeq and is a predicted model, not a curated record. The transcript is spliced from 4 exons. NCBI's taxonomy places the organism in Eukaryota, Viridiplantae, Streptophyta, Magnoliopsida, Rosales, Rosaceae. The coding region runs from base 24 to 1235 and encodes 403 amino acids.
UUCAUCGGCUCACCAACAUCAGAAUGAACAGUGAAAGUACUACUCCUUCAACGGGCCAAUCCAGCCUUUGGAAAGCUACGUUUAAUACAACUAGUGUGUUUUUAGGGAUAGGCAUUAUUACUCUACCGUACGCACUCUCCAGAGGAGGGUGGGUAUCGCUCCUUCUUUGCAUUGUCAUCGCCAUGAUGACAUGCUAUACUGGCAUGCUACUAAAAGCAUGCAUGGAUGCGAACCCAUCAUUAACCACGUACUUCGAUAUUGUCGAACGAGCGUUUGGCAAUAAAUGGAGGAUUAUAGCUUCCGUGUUUUUAAACACGGAACUAUACUUAGUCGCUCUCAGCUUGAUGAUAGUCGAAAGUGAAAAUUUACACAAAUUAUUCCCCACGUUUGCCAUUAAGCAUGGCGGCGGGGCAACAAUAAUUAGCGGUAGAAAGACUUUCGUCUUAAUUACCGCUUGCAUUACUUUACCGACAAUGCUACUCACGGAUUUGAGCAUAUUGUCGUAUGUGUCGGUCAUGGGAGUUCUUUCUUCUCUCCUUAUUGUGGGAUCGCUCAUAUCCGUCGGAAUAUCAAAAGUUGGCUUUCACGCACAAGGGGGUCAACUGUGGAACAUGAGUGGAAUCCCAACCGCUAUGAGUUUCUACAUUUUCUGCUUCGCGGGCCACCCGGUUCUACCUUCCAUUUAUGUGUCUAUGAGACAUCGACAACAGUUCAUUACGGUGUUGAUGAUUAGCUUUCUUCUCACCACCACGACUUGCUUGGUUAUAGCUGUGAUUGGCUAUCUUAUGUAUGGAGGAGGAGUGCAAUCUCAGAUAACCCUGAACCUCCCCACCUCAGAAGCAGGUGCGAAAGUCGCUAUUUAUACAUUACUAUUAAUACCGAUUACCCGCUUUGCAUUGUUGGUUACCCCUGUAGCUUCGUCUAUUGAGGGUCACCUCCCUCAGAAGUACCAAAAUAGGAGUUUAAUUCAGAGAGCUGUUAGGCUAGUAAUUUUGGCUAGCAGUACCUUAUUAGCUUAUUUCUUUCCCUAUUUUGAGACCCUAGUGGGCAUACUAGGAUCCAUUUUUAUUGUAUUAGCAUCUUUUUUACUGCCUUGUGCAUGCUACAUCAAGCUUACUCAUAGCUUUAGUACAUGGAGCUGCAAGUUAGUAGCCCCUUUAGCUAUAAUGGUGUUUGGUGUUCUUGCCGGAGUUCUAGGCACAUAUACAGCCAUUGUUGAUCUUGUAAACCAUUAAGUAAACAAAUGUAAUUUUAAUUUAAGGGAGAUGAUGAUAUGCAUCACAAUCUAGUGUUCUACCACGUCUUUAUUUUUUAUUUAUUUUUUGUGAAUAUAAAUUGAGUGGUCUUAAUCAAUGGCUAAAGUA